Molecule: messenger RNA, 2237 nt
Organism: Plectropomus leopardus (leopard coralgrouper)
Lineage: Eukaryota; Metazoa; Chordata; Actinopteri; Perciformes; Serranidae
Biological process (GO): negative regulation of MAPK cascade; peptidyl-tyrosine dephosphorylation
Cellular component (GO): cytoplasm
Molecular function (GO): MAP kinase tyrosine phosphatase activity; MAP kinase tyrosine/serine/threonine phosphatase activity; protein tyrosine/threonine phosphatase activity
Source: RefSeq, a predicted model, not a curated record
GGCAGAGUGAGGACAGAAGAGGCAGCAACAGCAGCGGCAGCAGCACUGGACCGUUUGUCUCAAAGAACAGCAGUGGACAGUUUUUCUCAGAGAGCAGCAGUGGACACAGAGCUGGGACUGAGGCCUGCCGUGGACCUCUGCUGCAGACACAGGAGACAUACGGCCACUUUACGCAGGGACAACAACAAGAUGGUUUGGUCCCGGGAGAGGGAGGCGGAGCGGCCCCAGCUGUCCGUCAUCCUGCCGCGGCUCUACCUCGGAGCGGAGAGCGACGUGACGCAGGAGCGGCUGGCCUCUCUGGGUAUCUCCUAUGUACUGAGUGUGAGCCGCUGCAGCCCCCAGCCCUCCUUUCUGCCUCGCUCCAGAUACCUUCGCAUUCCCAUCGAUGACUCCCUGUGGGACGACCUGCUGCCCUGGAUCCCACAGGCUCUGCACUUCAUAGAUGCAGCCAUGUCCUCCGGUGCCUCCGUGCUGGUUCACUGUGCAGCAGGGAUCUCUCGCUCCCCGGCUCUGGCUGUAGCUUACAUCAUGUACAGCCUGGGGAUGGACCUGGACCACGCCUACAGGUUUGUGAAAGAGCGCCGGCCCACCAUCUCCCCAAACUUCAACUUCCUGGGUCAGCUGCAGCACUUCCAGGGCACACUGAGCCAGAAGGCCUCUGGGGACGGCCUCCUCACCCAGCAGCUGGACAACCGUCCUCCAUUCAUCAGUGACAGCGUGAAGCACACUAACAGCAGUCACAAUGUGAAUUGUCAGGCUGACACCAGCGACCCAGCAGAGGUCAGGCAGGAACACACCAAGACUUUGAGCUGCACAGCUAACACACAACAGGGACACACACACUCAGUAGGGAAGCAGCGGCCCUCCCUGUCAGGGAAACUUCAUUUGACUCUUAAUCAAAACUGGCAGCAGGUCCAGACACCAUGUGAGCCUCCAGCUCCGAGUCCCUGUGAGACAGUCCGACCAGCAGCAAAGCCCACACAACUCCCAGCAGCCUCUGCUGCUCUAUCAGAGAAACGCAAAAGCCUCACCCUCCUUUUGACCCCUCUGGGAAUCUGUCCUCCCUCCCCAGCAAAGAGCAGCCAACAACCACCAGGCAGCACCACGUCCACAACGCUCCACAACAAGGAGACAGUUGAUAAGCCAGAGGCAAAGACACAGAGAGAGCCCGUCUCCCACAGGCAGGCAGAGGACACCCACAGGGAGCAGAGCCCCUCCCACAGCAGGUGCAGCAGAGGCGAGGUGAAGGAGCCAGGCCUGCUGUCACCCUUUAGCUUCACCCUCAACAAGCUGCUGGGCUGGGGGGAAAGGGUGCUGCUGGGAGGGGUGUUUGUCCCGGUCAGGAUGGGACAGCCGGUCCUGCCGUACAGGUGCUGAGGGGACAGGAGCCGCUGAUGCUGCGGAUGCUUCUUGUGUCAGUUUGACUUCUUUUCCACCCUCAUGGAACAGUUCUGUUCCAGGUCCCCCUGCUCAUUUUGAACAGUUCUGAGAGUUUGGAACCAAAAAUAAAUUGGUUCAGAACCCAAAAAGUUGUUUCUUAGCUGGAACCAAAAAAUAGCAGGUUUUCCUGUGCAAGUGCAAAUCGUGAUAACAUCAUUGGGAUUGUGAUAUUUUACAGACUGGAAAGAGAAAAUGAAGACGGCAACAAUUGAGAAGUCUAUUUAAAAACUUUAAGACAAAGUGAGCGUGCAGUGGUCUCAGUAAUAUUUGCUUCAUGCUUAAUUUUGGGGAUAAAAAUGAAUAUCUGUAAUAACAGAACAAAAAUUCACAGGUAAUCAAUAUAAUCUGCACUUCUGUCACUAUUGUUUCCUUCAGCUGUACAAUGUGCAAGAUCUGAUGAUGCAUCCUUCAUUACAACUGUUCUGCACAAAAGAGGUGGAAAUGCGGGCUGGUUCAGAUAAGGUUCUAAGAAUCAUGAAUGGAACCAGUUCAAGAACCGGAGCUCAUUUGGUGGAAAAGAGGGAUUUUUGUCUGUGCAUGUUUGUCAAAUUGAAACCAAACCACACAUACAUGGCCUAUACAUCCAGAAGUUCUCUAUUUAAUUAUUUAUUUAUUGCAGAGCUGAAUAUAAGAGGUAUACUGGACAAUAAACCUCCACACAAAUCUAUCUUGUUUAUGACCCACUGACAGUGGACAUCUUAUCCUGUAAAAUGCAGUUAUUUUAAAAGACUUUAAAAGACUUUUGGUACAAUGGUUUGAGAUGUAUUUACUGAUGAUUAAAGAUGAUAUUUCCACCA